UUCAGUUUGAUUAAACCAAACUCAUGCCCACCUUUACUCCGUGAGCCGUAGCUGAUUAACUCCAAUACAUCAUGUUUAACCAGUAGUUAGUGCGGUAGCGUUGGAUUCCAGACUUCCAGUAAGCUCUGAAGCGGUGCGGUGCGGUCCGAACCGGCCCGGAUCCGGACUUUAUGUUUGAAUAGUUAUCCCAUUCAUAAAAGUUCACAAGGACAAACCCGUACAACGGGAUCGAUCAAUCUUGAUAGCCUGGGAAUGGAAGAGCACGGGGAGCAUCAGGUUCAGCACGAAAAAUCGUUGCUGGGGAAUAUAGCUGAGAAGAUUCACCAGAGUAGCAGUUCUUCUUCCUCCGAUUCUGAAUCCGAGGAAAAGCCCGUGAAGUCUGAGGCGUCACAUUCAUCCAACAAAGCUAAGAUUUGGCGGUUUUUCGGCCGGGAACAACCGGUUCAUAAGGUUUUCGGUGGAGGCAGACCUGCUGAUGUGUUUUUGUGGAGGAACAAGAAGAUAUCUGCUGGACUCCUUGGUGGAGUUACCGCUAUUUGGGUUCUAUUUGAACUGCUAGAGUACCACCUACUAACACUAGUCUGCCAUGUCUUGAUCAUUGCUCUUGUAGUCUCGUUCUUGUGGUCCAACACAUCAUCCUUCAUCAACAAGUCUCCUCCCCGAAUCCCUGAAGUCCACAUUCCAGAGGAUCCAUUCAUUCAGGUUGCUUCUGCCUUGAGAAUUCAAAUAAACAGUGGUUUGCAUUUACUACGAGAAAUUGCAUCCGGAAGAGACCUGAAGAUAUUUCUUGCUGUCAUCGCUGGUCUAUGGAUCCUCUCAGUUAUUGGCAGUUGGUGCAACUUUUUAUCAUUGGUCUAUAUGUCCUUUGUAUUACUCCACACUGUUCCUGUGAUAUAUGAGAAGUAUGAGGACAAGAUCGAUCCGCUAGGGGAGAAAGGGAUGGUGUGGGUGAAGACGCAAUAUGCAGUGUUUGAUGAGAAAGUACUGAGCAAAAUUCCCAGAGGGCCAUUGAAGGACAAGAAGAGGGCAUGAGAAGAGUGCUGCAGAUGAACUAUGUUCAGUCUAUAUGCAUAUAUAAUCGUGUUUGAGAUUGUAUGAUGAUUUGUUUUGGGGGUUCUUCACAUAUGAUGAAUUUAGACAGAUUUGACGUAGUUAGUGUUUUGUGUGUGUUUCUUUGUAGUAGUAUACAAAAUCUCUGUUGUACUAUGAAACUUGAUGAAUCGCGCUCUCCAUAAUUGUCAUGUGUGGCAGUGUGGGGUGUUGACGAUGAUCUUUUGUGACCUAAACUAGUUUUAUAGGCUUUCUUUACCUGUUUUAAAGUCUAGACUAGAUAUAGACUUCACGAUUUGCAUAAGAAACUAACACGGAUUUUUUUACUUGCUCUCAAACCAG
Cuscuta europaea is the source of this 1392-nucleotide messenger RNA. Lineage: Eukaryota; Viridiplantae; Streptophyta; Magnoliopsida; Solanales; Convolvulaceae. The record is from the annotation of a GenBank genome assembly.